Messenger RNA from Maudiozyma saulgeensis, 1824 nucleotides. The record is from the annotation of a GenBank genome assembly. NCBI's taxonomy places the organism in Eukaryota, Fungi, Ascomycota, Saccharomycetes, Saccharomycetales, Saccharomycetaceae.
AUGGAAUCAGGUUCUAUGAUUAAUGUAGGAUCUAGUUCCUUUGAAAAUAACAAGGAAAAGGGACAAAUCAAUACAAAUGUCGAACAAAAGGAUACCUAUUCAAUGGAUAUUGAUACCAAUCUAGGUACUGAAAGUAUUUCACCUGGUAAAGAAGAAGAUAAUGGGAUGUUUCGGAAUUUUAUUGAUUCUUUUAAGCCUAUGCCAGAAGUUGUUGUAGAUCCAAAUUGGACAGAUGAACAAAAGCUUACAUAUAGGACAGCAAAAUCACCAUUAAAACAAAAAUUGAAAAGUCGUCAUUUAACAUUUUUAGCUAUUGGUGGUGCUAUCGGUACUGGUUUAUUCAUUGGUAGUGGUACAGCUUUAAGAACUGGUGGUGCAGCUGGUUUAGUUAUAGGUUGGUGUAUUAUGGGUACUAUGAUUUACAGUAUGGUCAUGGCAUUAGGUGAAAUGGCCGUCGUCUUCCCAGUUGCUGGUAGUUUCAACACAUACGCAGCUAGAUUUAUCGAUGAAUCCUUCGGUUUUGCCACGAAUAUUAACUAUAUGUUACAAAAUUUAGUUGUUUUACCUUUAGAAAUUGUGGGUGCUUCAUUAACUGUAAAUUAUUGGGGUACUCCACAUAAAUAUAAUGAUGGGUUUGUUGCAUUAUUUUGGUUGGUUAUUGUUAUUAUAAAUUUCUUUGGUGUUAGAGGUUAUGCAGAAGCUGAAUUUGUUUUCUCAUUCAUUAAGAUUAUUACUGUCCUUGGGUUCAUUAUCUUAGGGAUUGUAUUAGUUUGUGGUGGUGGUCCUGUUGGUGGUUAUAUCGGCGGUAAGUAUUGGCAUGAACCUGGUGCUUUUGUUGGUGAAACAACUGGUCAACAAUUUAAAGGUGUUUGUUCAGUGUUUGUCACAGCUGCAUUCUCAUUUUCGGGUUCUGAAUUAAUUGGUUUAGCAUCUGCUGAAUCAAGUGAUCCAAGAAAAUCAGUUCCAACAGCUGCAAAGCAAGUCUUUUGGAGAAUUACUUUAUUCUAUAUUAUUUCCUUAACAUUAAUUGGUUGUUUGAUUCCUUAUACAGAUUCACGUUUAAUUGGUAGUAGUUCUGAUGAUGCUACUGCAUCUCCUUUCGUUAUUGCAUUGGUCACACAUGGUAUUAAAGGUUUACCAAGUGUCGUCAAUGUUGUUAUUCUAAUUGCUGUGUUAUCAGUUGGUAAUUCUGCUAUCUAUAUGUGUUCUAGAACAUUAAGUUCUUUAGCUGAACAAGGUUCCUUACCAAAAAUCUUUGGUUACAUUGAUCGUAGAGGUAGACCAUUAUUUAGUAUUAUUGUUGUCUCUCUAUUUGGUUUAAUUGCCUUCGUUGCAGCUUCAGAUAAAGAAGGUGCUGUUUUCAAUUGGUUAAUGGCAUUAUCAGGUUUAUCAUCAUUAUUUACAUGGGGUGGUAUUUGUAUCUCGCAUAUUCAAUUUAGAAGAGCUUUAAAAGCUCAAAAUAGAGGUACGGAUGAAUUAGCAUUUGCAUCUCCAUUGGGUGUUUGGGGUUCAAUUUGGGGUUUAUCGAUUAUUAUUUUAGUAUUUAUUGCACAAUUUUAUGUUGCAGUUGCACCAAUUGGUGAUAAACCAAAUGCAUCAGAUUUCUUUCAAUCUUAUUUAUCUUUCCCAAUUGUAUUAGCAUUUUAUAUUGGACAUAAAAUUUGGAAAAGAAAUUGGAAAUUAUUAAAGAAACCAAUUGAUUUAGAUAUUGAUAGUGGUAGAAGAGAAAGUGAUUUAGAGUUAUUGAAACAAGAAAUUGCUGAAGAAAAAGCUAUUCUUGCUAGUAAACCAUGGUUUAUUAGAACAUAUCAUUUCUGGUGUUGA